Messenger RNA from Meloidogyne enterolobii, 585 nucleotides. Lineage: Eukaryota; Metazoa; Nematoda; Chromadorea; Rhabditida; Meloidogynidae. The record is from the annotation of a GenBank genome assembly.
AUGUGGCACGAAAGUGCAUUGGAAAUGGGUUGUAUGUUAAAAUCUAUUUUUCGACUUGACGAGAUUGUAGACCCUGAUUAUUAUGAAUUUGAAGCACAUAUUUAUUUAGAUGAUGCUUUUGAAUUAAAUGAACAUAAUAAUCCAAUACCUAAUAAAUUUGUUCAUCAGUUACUUGGAAGUAUGAAUGAAGCUGCCUCUUCUGUACAUCAAACACAACUUCAACUACGUACACCCAAAAUUUGUAUUACCCCCUAUGGAGGUAGAAUUAGCUAUGUUUUGCCUGGACGAAAUAGACUUUCUAUUCAUCUUAAAAAUAGGUUCCUUAUUAGACAAAGAAAACGUUGGAGCCAAGUUAUGUAUCUUUAUUUUCUUCUUGGAUUUCGUCUCACUCUUCGUGUUAGUGACAAUAAAAGGAGAGAAUUACUUGCAGAAAAUACUUUUAUAUUAACAUUGGACGGCGAUGUUGAUUUCCAACCAGAAUGUGUACAUUUGUUAGUUGAUUUAAUGAGGAAAAAUCGUCGAUUAGGUGCUGCUUGUGGUCGUAUCCAUCCUCGUGGUUCUGGUAAAAUGAAUAAAUUUUUCUGA